AGCCAGAGUAGCACGACCAGAGUAUUCUUCAUCCAGAGCUCAAUUAUCUUGGCUACAAGGGGCCCUGGUUUCAGUUGAGAUAUAUUCAAAUACAGCAGUCCCUUUCACGGAUGGAAUGGGUGGAUCGAUGAAUGCGUGUCAUGCGCGCUUGCUGUGUGUUUUGUACACGUACGAAGCUGUGGUGCAUGUUCUAGGCGUCCGUCCGGCGGCCGGCGGCUCCUCUAUUAAGCGCUUCGCUCGCCCAGGCCUCGCGCCCAGGAAUUCCAUCAGUUCAUCCAUUCCCCUGCAACAUCAACCUGCCUGCAAGUCUCGCGCUCGAUCUAGCUAACGUAAGGGGAUGACGAUGACGUGCGGCAGCGUCGUCGUGUUCUGCCUCUUGUUAUUCGUGGCCGUGACUCGUGGUGCCGAAGACGGCAUGGUGCGCGUGGACGGGACGCGGUUCGUGGUAGGCCAAGGAGAUAGCAAGAGAGCGGUGUACCUGAGCGGGUUCAACGCGUACUGGCUGAUGAUGGUGGCGUCGGAGCCGGCGCGGAGGGGCAAGGUGACCGCGGCGUUCCGGCAGGCCGCGGCGCACGGGCUCAACCUGGCCAGGACAUGGGCCUUCAGCGACGGCGGCGACCGGCCCCUGCAGUCCUCCCCCGGCGUCUACGACGAGGCCAUGUUCCAGGGCCUGGACUUCGUGAUCGCCGAGGCUAAGCGGCAUGGGAUCUACCUCCUCCUCUGCCUCACCAACAACUUCGACGACUUCGGCGGCAAGCGCCAGUACGUCCAAUGGGCCAACGCCGCCUCAGGCGCCGGCAACCUCACCUCCGCCGACGACUUCUUCAACUCCACCAUCACCAAGGACUACUACAAGAACCACGUCAAGAGGGUGGUGACGAGGGUGAACAUGGUGACGGGGGUGCCAUACAAGGACGACGCGACCAUCUUCGGCUGGGAGCUCAUGAACGAGCCCCGUUGCUACGCCGACCCAACAGGCGCCAUGGUGCAAGCCUGGGUGGAAGAGAUGGCGCCGUACGUCAAGUCCAUCGACGGCGGGCAGCACCUGGUGACGGCCGGCCUCGAGGGCUUCUACGGCGACGGCGCGCACGAGAGCAAGGAGCUGAACCCGUGGGGCAUCUACUACGGGACAAACUACGUGGCCACCCACAGCGCCCCCGGGAUCGACUUCGCCACCAUCCACCUCUACCCGGACGUCUGGCUCUGGGGCUCCACGGCGGCCCGGCAGGCCGAGUUCUUCCGCAACUGGACCGCGGCCCACGUCCGCGACACGGAGAUCCACCUCCGCAAGCCGCUGCUCGUCACCGAGUACGGCAAGUUCCUCUGGGAGGACGACGACGAAGCGGCUGCCAACGGGACGCAGCGGAGGGAUUAUUUUCUUGGGAUGGUUCUUGAUGCGAUCUAUGCGUCGGCGUCGGAGGGUGGGCCGCUUGUCGGAGGCGCGUUCUGGCAGCUGCUGAUUGAUGAUGAUGGGAUGGAUGGGCUUAGGGAUGGGUAUGAGAUCAUAUUCCCUGAGGACGCCCGGGCUGCUGGCAUCAUCAGUAACCACUCUCGGCAGCUGGCCGAGCUCGAUGGGAAGUUUGAUGAUGGCGUUCGCCGGAGGAGGAGAAGGAGCUCGCCGAGGAAGAUUGGCAGUACUUCUGGUGGCAGCUGGGACGGCGGCAGUGAUAUCCAUCCCCAUGUCCAAAGACUGCCGACUCGUUUCGUCUCCUUGUUCAAAGACAUUUCUUCCCUGUUCGGUACCGUCUAGACAAAAGUGUAUAGCUAGGUUCAGUUUCAGGUUGUAGUUGUACAAACUGGUGAUCAUUUUUGUGUGCGUGCCUUUCUUCUCCAAAAGGUUUAGUUACCUGUUAAUUAACAGACUAGCUAUGUGCAGUGCAAGUGUAACUAGCAGAAGAAGUACUCGGGUGGAAAGUAGAGGUCGGUCAGGAUGAUUGGUCAGAGUAUAAAAUACUGUCUUCUUCUUGUAUAUAUACGCUGAAUGUUUUGGUGAGGAAAUACUGAAAACAGUUUCCAUGGGCCA
Messenger RNA from Brachypodium distachyon (stiff brome), 2023 nucleotides. RefSeq names its product mannan endo-1,4-beta-mannosidase 3. The coding region runs from base 338 to 1750 and encodes 470 amino acids. The record is from RefSeq and is a predicted model, not a curated record. The transcript is spliced from 3 exons. Gene Ontology annotation, molecular function: hydrolase activity, hydrolyzing O-glycosyl compounds. Lineage: Eukaryota; Viridiplantae; Streptophyta; Magnoliopsida; Poales; Poaceae.